Messenger RNA from Zootermopsis nevadensis, 1226 nucleotides. The record is from RefSeq and is a predicted model, not a curated record. NCBI's taxonomy places the organism in Eukaryota, Metazoa, Arthropoda, Insecta, Blattodea, Termopsidae.
AAAGAGAGAUAUUUAUAACCGACUUUUCACUUUGGCUGCACUGAUAAAACAGACAAGUACUAUGACGCGUUAUUUAUUGUUUAUAUCGUACAUAGGUACACGGUUUAGGGGUGCACAGAAGCAGGUAGUAAAUGCAGAACUAACAAAAUCAGAUCCUGAAACAGUUCAGGGAAUUCUUGAAAUUUGCUCAAAGAGUUUUAAACCAGUAAAUGAACCACAUGUUUAUAUAUCAAGCAGAACAGAUCGCGGAGUCCAUGCACUGUGUUCAUCUGCUCACGUAGACUUGGAACGUAACGGUUGUUUGAAAUAUGAUCCAGCACAUUUAACUGUUGCUUAUAAUCGGUAUUUCAUUAAUGCAAACGUUGACCUUAGAGUUCAGAGUGUGCAUAUUGUGCCCGAGACAUUUCACGCUCGUUACAGUGUUAAAUCUCGAACAUACUUGUAUCGUCUGGCUGUGAGGAAUCCAGAUGCUCCACCUCUCAACAAAAGUAGUGCUUACAUGGCAGAAAUUCCAUUUGUUGAAUGGAACAGAUGCCAUUUCAUUCAGAAUGUGGAUAAAUUUGAUAUGUCACUAUUGAAGGCUGCAGCUACUCUCUUCCCUGGCACAAGGGAUUUCCGUACAUUUAUGGGACAGAGUGCCGGGAAUUCUCACAUAACCACCGUUAAGGAAAUGUACAAAUUGGACAUCAGUCCUGGCCGACCUUUGAUAGGAGCUGAAUACUGUUCGUGCUGCUCACAUUAUAGUUUCUGGGACAUCACAUGCCAAGGCAGAUCAUUCCUUUAUAGACAAGUAAGGCGAAUGGUUGGAGCACUCAUUAGUGUUGCUGAGGGUCAUAUUUCUGUUGGAGAGAUCCAGUAUAUGUUGGAGAAUCCUUCAAAACACAGCUGGAAUAGCAGAAUAAAUGUUGUUCCACCAUAUGGUCUGUACUUGACUAAGGUGGAAUAUGAUCCCCUAGAAAUGGUGAUGCCACAAGAAAAAGUUGAACAAGAUGACAAUAAUAAUCCAAUAGAUUUUGCUGAAGUGUAAUGAACAUGUCUUCUUAACAUACUGAUCAGUGCAAAUUCAUCGUCCAGUCCCUAUCCAAAUUGUUUAAAGAAUUUUCAGUAAGUUAGUAGUGCUGGACUGAAAUGAAAAUUUGAUCAAUGUAAUAGUAUGUUAAGUGGAUGACUACAAGAACAAUUCUCAGACAUUAAAGUACUAGGAAUAAAAUUUACAUAAAUUGUUA